UUUCGCCCUGGUGAAACCCUACAUAUAUAGAAGUCCUGGUCAUCGCUGGCUCAUUACCUUAGCCGCCUCUUCUUCUUCUUCUUCUGCAAGUUUAGUCCUACCAGAUAUACAGCUUAUAUAAGUAAUUGAAACAUGGACACCUACCAAAUGUUCUUCCCCGGAUCAUCAGCUGCUUCUCCAUCGUCAAUGGCGGCUUUAUCAUCACCUAAUAUGGGAAACCCUCAAGUACUACUUUACAGUAGCAGCGGUACUACUAACUUUGGCGGUGAAAGUAGCAGUUCUACUCACGGCUUUUUGGGGUCGACGGGAACAGAAAACCAAGUAACUAAUGGGAGACAACUUGUUGUUAAAGACGAUGACGACCGUUAUUCUGAUGAUCGUGCUGCGAAUCAUGAUCAUAGUCCGCCGGCGGCCGACAACUCGGGUAAGGUGAAGAAGAAGACGAGAAAGCCUAAGUAUGCUUUUCAGACGAGGAGCCAGGUUGAUAUACUUGACGAUGGCUAUCGCUGGAGAAAAUAUGGCCAAAAAGCAGUCAAAGCCAACAAAUUCCCCAGAAGCUACUAUCGAUGUACGUAUGAAGGGUGCAAUGUUAAGAAGCAAGUGCAACGUUUAAGCAAGGAUGAAGGCAUUGUGGUGACCACUUACGAAGGGAUGCACACUCAUCCAAUCGACAAGCCUAAUUCCGACAAUUUCGAACACAUCUUGACUCAGAUGCAACUUACAAAUUACACAAGCUAGCUAGCUAGCUACUCCCUUUUAUCUGGCUUCUCCAUCUGAAGGAAUUGAUCGAGCUAGGUUUUGUGCUAGCCUCUGCCACCUGAAAUGGAAAUUAAUAUGUAGCAGAGAGUAGUAGAUAUGUUUGAUUUUUUUUUUCAGCAGAUGUUUGAUUUCAAUGAAGUAGUAAACCAAUUAAGUGGGCAUGUUUUAUAUUAUUCUUUAGAGUUUAGACAUGCAUGCCUUUCUCAAGUCAGCCUCGCUCGAUGCUAUUGGCAUCAAUAUAGUGUUUGCUUAACGCAAUGGAAGCAGGAGUUUCUCAAGUUCUUUGUGCUAGAAUUCUGAAUUUCUUAGAUUAUUCAUCAUCUCCUCGGCAUUUUUCUGUUCCCACGCAGUGCAAAGUAAUGCCUUGGUUUGAUUUAGCGUAAGUUAAGUUCAGCAACUUCAGUCGUAUGAUCACGUCUGUCCAUGUACACAACUUCGUUCUUGCUUAUUUAAAAGUUGGAUUUGAUUUUGCCGA
Rosa chinensis is the source of this 1234-nucleotide messenger RNA. RefSeq names its product probable WRKY transcription factor 45. Lineage: Eukaryota; Viridiplantae; Streptophyta; Magnoliopsida; Rosales; Rosaceae. Gene Ontology annotation, biological process: regulation of DNA-templated transcription. The transcript has 2 exons. Gene Ontology annotation, molecular function: sequence-specific DNA binding; DNA-binding transcription factor activity. The record is from RefSeq and is a predicted model, not a curated record. The coding region runs from base 133 to 738 and encodes 201 amino acids.